GUGAUGCUUCCAUCAAAGUCUGUGGACUUGCCUGCUCGCUUUACCCAAGUUGAUGUCACUUAUAGCAUCAGAAAGCAUUCGCUAGUGGGUGAAAAUGUUGUUGGGCGCUUCUUGCAUCACAUACCAUGGUAGCCAGCUGUGAAGCGACUACAAUGAAUGGACAGCUAGACUUGAGUGGGAAGCUGAUUAUUAAAGCACAGCUGGGAGAAGACAUUAGAAGAAUUCCCAUUCACAAUGAAGAUAUCACCUACGAUGAGCUAGUACUAAUGAUGCAGCGAGUUUUCCGAGGCAAACUUCAGAGCAAUGAUGAGGUCACCAUCAAGUAUAAGGACGAAGUUAAUGGCCAGCCAAGACCACUAGAAUCCAACCAAGUGAAGUAUCUGCGCCAGGAGUUGAUAGAGCUUCGUAACAAAGUGAAUCGACUGCUGGAUAGUUUAGAGCCUCCUGCUGAACCGGGUCUUUCUGCAACCAUCCUUGAAAAUGAUGCUGUUGAUGGAAAAGAAGAUAAAACUGCUGCUCCUGACUCAUCAGUUAAACAGUCAACCCAGGUUUAUUCAGCAAGUAUGUCUGCAUUUGAUCCAUUAAAAAACCCAGAUGAAAUCAACAAGAAUGUUAUCUCCUCCUUUGGGCUGACAGAGGACCAAGCAACAUGUCCUCCCACUGCUCCAGUAGAAGAACGUUCUGGCACACCAGACAGUAUUGCAUCCUCCUCUUCAGCAGCUCAUCAACCUGGUCAUCCCUCUCAGCAACCAGCAUAUGCCGGUGUCCCACCAUCAGGACAGAUAGAAGGUCAUCAAAUGUAUCCUCAGUUCCAGCAACAAGCUGUCUACUCCACUCAGCAGGCACAGACACAGCCUCAGCAACAGUAUGGUGCACAGUACUCUUCAGGCUAUAGCAAGCAGACAGCUCCCCAGCAGCAGCCGCAGCAGUUCCAGAGCUGUUACAACCAGCAGACACCACAAGUCACACAAGCUCCUGGGUUUGGCACGCAGCCUCCUCAGCAAUUCCAGACAGGAUCUUAUGCUGCACAGAAUUAUGCAACUCAGGCCUCACAACCUGCUAAUUACAUGCCCUCUGCAACUCAGACAGCAGUUGCUCCAAACCAGCCAGCAGGUUAUCAGCCCAGACCAGGCUAUACACCACCACCUGGCAGCACUGUGACACCCCCUUCCAGUGGUUCCAACCCAUAUGCACGCAACCGCCCUCAAUUUGGGCAGGGCUAUACCCAGCCAGGGCCUGGAUACCGGUAAGACAUUACUGUGCAAUGAAUAAAGCAGAGAAAUGCAAGGUACUGCAAAAUGCUUUCUUCAGCAUUGCAACGCCACAAAUAUGUUUUCUAAAUCCAUAUCCAACAUAACUUUAAAAAAAAAAAAGACCUAGAAUAAUCCUUGUCUCCUCAUUAUUGCUUUUACAUAAUGGUAAAAAAUAUAUACAUUUUGCUGCAGAAAGACCAAUUAUUUUUUUCUGCUUUGAAGUGUAUCAUCAUAGUCAAACUACCAGGAACACUAUUUUAAUGUGUGCUAAUUCUGAAAGUUCUAACCUGCCUUGUUUGUGAAAGGCACAGAUUUGUGUUAUAUUAGGUUUUCAUUUAAAUUUUGUUUGCUAUUAACACAGUAUAUUGAAUGAACUCCACAGACAGGCAUCACUAAAUGUCAUGUACAAAUUGUAAUAUUCUCAUGGGAAACUAAUAAAAAUGUUGAAAUUCUGA
Molecule: messenger RNA, 1708 nt
Organism: Protopterus annectens (West African lungfish)
Lineage: Eukaryota; Metazoa; Chordata; Ceratodontiformes; Protopteridae
Gene: TFG
Product: trafficking from ER to golgi regulator
Biological process (GO): endoplasmic reticulum to Golgi vesicle-mediated transport; COPII vesicle coat assembly
Cellular component (GO): endoplasmic reticulum exit site
Molecular function (GO): identical protein binding
Source: RefSeq, a predicted model, not a curated record